Plodia interpunctella (Indianmeal moth) is the source of this 869-nucleotide messenger RNA. RefSeq names its product probable maleylacetoacetate isomerase 1 (gene GSTz2). Gene Ontology annotation, molecular function: maleylacetoacetate isomerase activity; glutathione transferase activity. The transcript is spliced from 5 exons. Lineage: Eukaryota; Metazoa; Arthropoda; Insecta; Lepidoptera; Pyralidae. Gene Ontology annotation, cellular component: mitochondrion; cytoplasm. The coding region runs from base 128 to 763 and encodes 211 amino acids. The record is from RefSeq and is a predicted model, not a curated record. Gene Ontology annotation, biological process: L-phenylalanine catabolic process; glutathione metabolic process.
AAAUUCGGAAAUGCUUCUGUUCUAUGAGUGGAUCAAACUGUUAUCUUUAUUUCACUUUAGAAAUAGUGUUUUGUGAUCAUAUUCGAAAUUGUGUUUAGGUUCUGUUUCUAGAAAAGCAUAAAAAAAUAUGGGAGGUGAAACUGCAAUUCUAUACGGCUUCCGAUUCUCCUCAUGUUCUUGGCGAGUGCGAGCGGCCCUUCACAUAAAAGGGAUCCCGUUCGUGGAGAAAAACGUGGACAUCGUGAAACAGCUUUCUCAUCUGUGUGAGGAGUAUCGGCGCAUCAACCCAGCACAGAAGGUGCCAUCACUUGUCAUUGAUGGUGAGACCGUGGUGGAAUCCAUGGCAAUCCUGCAAUAUAUAGAAGACACUCGUCCCAGACCAAGCCUGACUCCAGAUAAGCCGUUGUCUAAAACACGUAUGAGGGAAAUUUGUGAGACAAUUGUAUCGGGAAUCCAGCCGCUGCAGAACGUGAGCUUGCGCUCUUGGUUCGAAUGUGAGGAGAAGUACCUGCAGAAAGGGCGCCAGGUGAUAGAUCGCGGGCUCCAAACCCUGGAGGCUCUACUGCAGAAGUCUGCGGGCAGCUACUGCGUGGGAGACCAGCUCACGAUGGCUGAUCUGUGCCUGGUGCCGCAGGUCUUCAAUGCUACUAACAGGUUCAAAAUGAAUGUGGAUAACUAUGUAACCGUUUCGAAAUUGUAUCAGAAAUUGUUGGAAGAAGAAACAUUCAAAGCAACUCAUCCGAAAAAUGUAAACCCAGAAUAACCUAUUCGGUUUACAAACUAACGACAUUGUAAUGCCAUGCCAAGUUUACAUUCUGAAAUGUUCAAAUAUAAUCAUGUUCUCUGCAAUAAAAGUUAUUCUAUAUUUA